Messenger RNA from Closterium sp. Yama58-4, 6369 nucleotides. Lineage: Eukaryota; Viridiplantae; Streptophyta; Zygnematophyceae; Desmidiales; Closteriaceae. The record is from the annotation of a GenBank genome assembly.
AUGUGGUGGGGGAAAAGGGAGUGGAAGGGCACACUCGAGAACGGCGAUGCACGCUUCACGGUAACUUUUGAGUCGACUCGAAACGAGGUGACUUUUGAGUCGACUCGAAACGAGGUGACUUUUGAGUCGACUCGAAACGAGGUGACUUUUGAGUCGACUCGAAACGAGGUGACUUUUGAGUCGACUCGAAACGAGGUGACUUUUGAGUCGACUCGAAACGAGGUGACUUUUGAGUCGACUCGAAACGAGGUGACUUUUGAGUCGACUCGAAACGAGGUGACUUUUGAGUCGACUCGAAACGAGGUGACUUUUGAGUCGACUCGAAACGAGGUGACUUUUGAGUCGACUCGAAACGAGGUGACUUUUGAGUCGACUCGAAACGAGGUGACUUUUGAGUCGACUCGAAACGAGGUGACUUUUGAGUCGACUCGAAACGAGGUGACUUUUGAGUCGACUCGAAACGAGGUGACUUUUGAGUCGACUCGAAACGAGGUGACUUUUGAGUCGACUCGAAACGAGGUGACUUUUGAGUCGACUCGAAACGAGGUGACUUUUGAGUCGACUCGAAACGAGGUGACUUUUGAGUCGACUCGAAACGAGGUGACUUUUGAGUCGACUCGAAACGAGGUGACUUUUGAGUCGACUCGAAACGAGGUGACUUUUGAGUCGACUCGAAACGAGGUGACUUUUGAGUCGACUCGAAACGAGGUGACUUUUGAGUCGACUCGAAACGAGGUGACUUUUGAGUCGACUCGAAACGAGGUGACUUUUGAGUCGACUCGAAACGAGGUGACUUUUGAGUCGACUCGAAACGAGGUGACUUUUGAGUCGACUCGAAACGAGGUGACUUUUGAGUCGACUCGAAACGAGGUGACUUUUGAGUCGACUCGAAACGAGGUGACUUUUGAGUCGACUCGAAACGAGGUGACUUUUGAGUCGACUCGAAACGAGGUGACUUUUGAGUCGACUCGAAACGAGGUGACUUUUGAGUCGACUCGAAACGAGGUGACUUUUGAGUCGACUCGAAACGAGGUGACUUUUGAGUCGACUCGAAACGAGGUGACUUUUGAGUCGACUCGAAACGAGGUGACUUUUGAGUCGACUCGAAACGAGGUGACUUUUGAGUCGACUCGAAACGAGGUGACUUUUGAGUCGACUCGAAACGAGGUGACUUUUGAGUCGACUCGAAACGAGGUGACUUUUGAGUCGACUCGAAACGAGGUGACUUUUGAGUCGACUCGAAACGAGGUGACUUUUGAGUCGACUCGAAACGAGGUGACUUUUGAGUCGACUCGAAACGAGGUGACUUUUGAGUCGACUCGAAACGAGGUGACUUUUGAGUCGACUCGAAACGAGGUGACUUUUGAGUCGACUCGAAACGAGGUGACUUUUGAGUCGACUCGAAACGAGGUGACUUUUGAGUCGACUCGAAACGAGGUGACUUUUGAGUCGACUCGAAACGAGGUGACUUUUGAGUCGACUCGAAACGAGGUGACUUUUGAGUCGACUCGAAACGAGGUGACUUUUGAGUCGACUCGAAACGAGGUGACUUUUGAGUCGACUCGAAACGAGGUGACUUUUGAGUCGACUCGAAACGAGGUGACUUUUGAGUCGACUCGAAACGAGGUGACUUUUGAGUCGACUCGAAACGAGGUGACUUUUGAGUCGACUCGAAACGAGGUGACUUUUGAGUCGACUCGAAACGAGGUGACUUUUGAGUCGACUCGAAACGAGGUGACUUUUGAGUCGACUCGAAACGAGGUGACUUUUGAGUCGACUCGAAACGAGGUGACUUUUGAGUCGACUCGAAACGAGGUGACUUUUGAGUCGACUCGAAACGAGGUGACUUUUGAGUCGACUCGAAACGAGGUGACUUUUGAGUCGACUCGAAACGAGGUGACUUUUGAGUCGACUCGAAACGAGGUGACUUUUGAGUCGACUCGAAACGAGGUGACUUUUGAGUCGACUCGAAACGAGGUGACUUUUGAGUCGACUCGAAACGAGGUGACUUUUGAGUCGACUCGAAACGAGGUGACUUUUGAGUCGACUCGAAACGAGGUGACUUUUGAGUCGACUCGAAACGAGGUGACUUUUGAGUCGACUCGAAACGAGGUGACUUUUGAGUCGACUCGAAACGAGGUGACUUUUGAGUCGACUCGAAACGAGGUGACUUUUGAGUCGACUCGAAACGAGGUGACUUUUGAGUCGACUCGAAACGAGGUGACUUUUGAGUCGACUCGAAACGAGGUGACUUUUGAGUCGACUCGAAACGAGGUGACUUUUGAGUCGACUCGAAACGAGGUGACUUUUGAGUCGACUCGAAACGAGGUGACUUUUGAGUCGACUCGAAACGAGGUGACUUUUGAGUCGACUCGAAACGAGGUGACUUUUGAGUCGACUCGAAACGAGGUGACUUUUGAGUCGACUCGAAACGAGGUGACUUUUGAGUCGACUCGAAACGAGGUGACUUUUGAGUCGACUCGAAACGAGGUGACUUUUGAGUCGACUCGAAACGAGGUGACUUUUGAGUCGACUCGAAACGAGGUGACUUUUGAGUCGACUCGAAACGAGGUGACUUUUGAGUCGACUCGAAACGAGGUGACUUUUGAGUCGACUCGAAACGAGGUGACUUUUGAGUCGACUCGAAACGAGGUGACUUUUGAGUCGACUCGAAACGAGGUGACUUUUGAGUCGACUCGAAACGAGGUGACUUUUGAGUCGACUCGAAACGAGGUGACUUUUGAGUCGACUCGAAACGAGGUGACUUUUGAGUCGACUCGAAACGAGGUGACUUUUGAGUCGACUCGAAACGAGGUGACUUUUGAGUCGACUCGAAACGAGGUGACUUUUGAGUCGACUCGAAACGAGGUGACUUUUGAGUCGACUCGAAACGAGGUGACUUUUGAGUCGACUCGAAACGAGGUGACUUUUGAGUCGACUCGAAACGAGGUGACUUUUGAGUCGACUCGAAACGAGGUGACUUUUGAGUCGACUCGAAACGAGGUGACUUUUGAGUCGACUCGAAACGAGGUGACUUUUGAGUCGACUCGAAACGAGGUGACUUUUGAGUCGACUCGAAACGAGGUGACUUUUGAGUCGACUCGAAACGAGGUGACUUUUGAGUCGACUCGAAACGAGGUGACUUUUGAGUCGACUCGAAACGAGGUGACUUUUGAGUCGACUCGAAACGAGGUGACUUUUGAGUCGACUCGAAACGAGGUGACUUUUGAGUCGACUCGAAACGAGGUGACUUUUGAGUCGACUCGAAACGAGGUGACUUUUGAGUCGACUCGAAACGAGGUGACUUUUGAGUCGACUCGAAACGAGGUGACUUUUGAGUCGACUCGAAACGAGGUGACUUUUGAGUCGACUCGAAACGAGGUGACUUUUGAGUCGACUCGAAACGAGGUGACUUUUGAGUCGACUCGAAACGAGGUGACUUUUGAGUCGACUCGAAACGAGGUGACUUUUGAGUCGACUCGAAACGAGGUGACUUUUGAGUCGACUCGAAACGAGGUGACUUUUGAGUCGACUCGAAACGAGGUGACUUUUGAGUCGACUCGAAACGAGGUGACUUUUGAGUCGACUCGAAACGAGGUGACUUUUGAGUCGACUCGAAACGAGGUGACUUUUGAGUCGACUCGAAACGAGGUGACUUUUGAGUCGACUCGAAACGAGGUGACUUUUGAGUCGACUCGAAACGAGGUGACUUUUGAGUCGACUCGAAACGAGGUGACUUUUGAGUCGACUCGAAACGAGGUGACUUUUGAGUCGACUCGAAACGAGGUGACUUUUGAGUCGACUCGAAACGAGGUGACUUUUGAGUCGACUCGAAACGAGGUGACUUUUGAGUCGACUCGAAACGAGGUGACUUUUGAGUCGACUCGAAACGAGGUGACUUUUGAGUCGACUCGAAACGAGGUGACUUUUGAGUCGACUCGAAACGAGGUGACUUUUGAGUCGACUCGAAACGAGGUGACUUUUGAGUCGACUCGAAACGAGGUGACUUUUGAGUCGACUCGAAACGAGGUGACUUUUGAGUCGACUCGAAACGAGGUGACUUUUGAGUCGACUCGAAACGAGGUGACUUUUGAGUCGACUCGAAACGAGGUGACUUUUGAGUCGACUCGAAACGAGGUGACUUUUGAGUCGACUCGAAACGAGGUGACUUUUGAGUCGACUCGAAACGAGGUGACUUUUGAGUCGACUCGAAACGAGGUGACUUUUGAGUCGACUCGAAACGAGGUGACUUUUGAGUCGACUCGAAACGAGGUGACUUUUGAGUCGACUCGAAACGAGGUGACUUUUGAGUCGACUCGAAACGAGGUGACUUUUGAGUCGACUCGAAACGAGGUGACUUUUGAGUCGACUCGAAACGAGGUGACUUUUGAGUCGACUCGAAACGAGGUGACUUUUGAGUCGACUCGAAACGAGGUGACUUUUGAGUCGACUCGAAACGAGGUGACUUUUGAGUCGACUCGAAACGAGGUGACUUUUGAGUCGACUCGAAACGAGGUGACUUUUGAGUCGACUCGAAACGAGGUGACUUUUGAGUCGACUCGAAACGAGGUGACUUUUGAGUCGACUCGAAACGAGGUGACUUUUGAGUCGACUCGAAACGAGGUGACUUUUGAGUCGACUCGAAACGAGGUGACUUUUGAGUCGACUCGAAACGAGGUGACUUUUGAGUCGACUCGAAACGAGGUGACUUUUGAGUCGACUCGAAACGAGGUGACUUUUGAGUCGACUCGAAACGAGGUGACUUUUGAGUCGACUCGAAACGAGGUGACUUUUGAGUCGACUCGAAACGAGGUGACUUUUGAGUCGACUCGAAACGAGGUGACUUUUGAGUCGACUCGAAACGAGGUGACUUUUGAGUCGACUCGAAACGAGGUGACUUUUGAGUCGACUCGAAACGAGGUGACUUUUGAGUCGACUCGAAACGAGGUGACUUUUGAGUCGACUCGAAACGAGGUGACUUUUGAGUCGACUCGAAACGAGGUGACUUUUGAGUCGACUCGAAACGAGGUGACUUUUGAGUCGACUCGAAACGAGGUGACUUUUGAGUCGACUCGAAACGAGGUGACUUUUGAGUCGACUCGAAACGAGGUGACUUUUGAGUCGACUCGAAACGAGGUGACUUUUGAGUCGACUCGAAACGAGGUGACUUUUGAGUCGACUCGAAACGAGGUGACUUUUGAGUCGACUCGAAACGAGGUGACUUUUGAGUCGACUCGAAACGAGGUGACUUUUGAGUCGACUCGAAACGAGGUGACUUUUGAGUCGACUCGAAACGAGGUGACUUUUGAGUCGACUCGAAACGAGGUGACUUUUGAGUCGACUCGAAACGAGGUGACUUUUGAGUCGACUCGAAACGAGGUGACUUUUGAGUCGACUCGAAACGAGGUGACUUUUGAGUCGACUCGAAACGAGGUGACUUUUGAGUCGACUCGAAACGAGGUGACUUUUGAGUCGACUCGAAACGAGGUGACUUUUGAGUCGACUCGAAACGAGGUGACUUUUGAGUCGACUCGAAACGAGGUGACUUUUGAGUCGACUCGAAACGAGGUGACUUUUGAGUCGACUCGAAACGAGGUGACUUUUGAGUCGACUCGAAACGAGGUGACUUUUGAGUCGACUCGAAACGAGGUGACUUUUGAGUCGACUCGAAACGAGGUGACUUUUGAGUCGACUCGAAACGAGGUGACUUUUGAGUCGACUCGAAACGAGGUGACUUUUGAGUCGACUCGAAACGAGGUGACUUUUGAGUCGACUCGAAACGAGGUGACUUUUGAGUCGACUCGAAACGAGGUGACUUUUGAGUCGACUCGAAACGAGGUGACUUUUGAGUCGACUCGAAACGAGGUGACUUUUGAGUCGACUCGAAACGAGGUGACUUUUGAGUCGACUCGAAACGAGGUGACUUUUGAGUCGACUCGAAACGAGGUGACUUUUGAGUCGACUCGAAACGAGGUGACUUUUGAGUCGACUCGAAACGAGGUGACUUUUGAGUCGACUCGAAACGAGGUGACUUUUGAGUCGACUCGAAACGAGGUGACUUUUGAGUCGACUCGAAACGAGGUGACUUUUGAGUCGACUCGAAACGAGGUGACUUUUGAGUCGACUCGAAACGAGGUGACUUUUGAGUCGACUCGAAACGAGGUGACUUUUGAGUCGACUCGAAACGAGGUGACUUUUGAGUCGACUCGAAACGAGGUGACUUUUGAGUCGACUCGAAACGAGGUGACUUUUGAGUCGACUCGAAACGAGGUGACUUUUGAGUCGACUCGAAACGAGGUGACUUUUGAGUCGACUCGAAAGUCAUCUGGCAGGGCGCACUCGAGAACGGCGAUGCACGCUUCACGGUAA